CGACAUUCUACUGGUUUUCGAGAAAGUCGUUUCAUUUCCAUUCACUUUAUACAUCAAACGCUUGCAUUGAUAGCUCUUCGCAACAAUCUGGACGCAUUUUGUGGUUUGUUGAUGAGCAAACCGAACAGGUAAACGGAGACCUUUGCGCGAGCUUGAACUCCUCGGGGUCAGGUGACGGGAAUAAUUCGCGGUAACACACUCGCGAGCGUCUCCACGAUCUUCUCAUUUUUAUCUCUUUCUUCUUCCCGCUUGGAACCAGCGUAUUUUUAUCAUCUAGCUAACUCUGCAUCCUAUCGAUUUUUUUUUAGACGCGAAGAUGAUCAAGCUGGAGACCAUGUGUCUGCAGAAUAUGUGCGAGGUGGUAAUGGAGGAGUCCCAAGACUUUAGUUACGAGGAAGAGAAGCCACUCAAUUCAACAAGGAGGCGCCGCGGUGGACACGUGCAGGAUGACAUCGAGAGGCAUACGUGCUCGCGAUGCUCGAAGAGCUAUAUACAUGCGUGGCAUUUGAAGAGGCACACAAAAUUCGAAUGCGGCCAGGAGCCGAGAGUCCAGUGCCCUUACUGCUCCGCCAAGAUGAAGCAACGCGGUCACGUUUACAGGCACAUCCGCCAGUGCCACCGAGGAGAAAAUGUUUUCGUGAUCGAUCUUAAUUGAUAAUUCACGAAGAUGAGACUGAUAAAUUUCAAUAUGGCCAUCCAACAGAAUUUCGAAUUUUCAAUAUAAUA
This is a messenger RNA of Cyphomyrmex costatus, 726 nucleotides long. Its product is annotated as longitudinals lacking protein, isoforms F/I/K/T-like. The transcript has a single exon. The record is from RefSeq and is a predicted model, not a curated record. Bases 317 to 655 code for a protein of 112 amino acids. Lineage: Eukaryota; Metazoa; Arthropoda; Insecta; Hymenoptera; Formicidae.